AUGUCUGAAGUGCGAAUCGACAGUCAAGAACAAAGCAAUUUGCAGUCAGAAAUGAAGGAAUAUUAUUUGACACAAUUUCGUGGUCCAGAGUGGCUAUCUGCCACUUAUCUUGAGAACAUCCUUCAAAAAUUUCUUAAAAAUUCAAAACUUAAAGUUAAGAACAUAGUUGUGAAGCCAUUCGGAUCUGUUGGUGAUGCUUAUGCUAGUUCUAUGUACAGUAUUGAUGCUUUGAUUAAGACAGAUGAAGAGACACUGAGGAAAGGACAUUACAUCCUUAAAAUGAUGCCAUUAUCAGAGCUAGCAUGUGAGAAAUUAGGAAAAGAUUGCUACAAUGUCCAGGAGAAGGAAAUGGACAUUUUUCAGAAUAUUUUUCCAGAAUUUAAGACAGUUUUGAGGACAAUUGAGGAAGAUAAAAAUAUAUUCCCAAAAGCCAUCGCUGUUGAUCGCAUUAGAGACGCUUUAAUCCUUGAAAACCUUUCAGUCAAAGGGUUCAUCAUGGCUGACAGAACUUUUGGACUCGACAUGAAGCACUUGAAGCUUGCUUUAGAAAAAUUGGCGAGAUUCCAUGCAGCCUCGGUUUGUUGCAUGGAGAAAAAUCCACAAAUAUUUAAAAAAUAUGAUGUUGGCAUGUUCUCACGCAAGACGUCUGCGUUUCAUGAUUUCUUUAGCUCAAAUAUGGAAGUUUUAAUCGAAGAAGUGAGCACAUGGGAAGGCUAUGAGAUGUACAGUGAGAAAUUAAAGAAACUGAGGAAUUUCAUGUAUGAGAAAGCAUUCAGAUGCUCUGAUAAUGAUCCGGGUGAUUUAAAAGUCUUAGUUCAUAGUGAUUUAUGGAGUAACAACUUGAUGUUUAAAUAUGAUAAGCACAAGUCUCCGAUUGAUGCGAUCAUUCUUGACUUUCAAUUCUGUUCUGUUGGACAUCCAGCUAUCGAUUUAAUGUACUUCUUUUACUCUUCAGCAUGUGAUGAGAUUCGUUUGACGAAAAUAUUUUAUUUGUGCCAAUUUUACUAUUAUGAGCUGAAAAAGAUUUUAGUAAAAUUGAACUGUGAUUUAUCGGCAUUUCCAUCGCUUCAUGAUUUUCAGGUUCAGGUCAUGAAGAAAUAUUUUUAUGCAUUCCCAACAACAAUGAUCAUCAUGCCACUUAUGAAGUCCGAAGAACCAGACGCGUGCUUUGAGAAUGCACAUCAGCGGACCGAAAAAGCAAUUGAAUUCAAGCGUCGAUUAUACAAAAAUCCCAAAGUGCAGAAUAUCAUUAAAAAUACACUUCCAGUAUUCGAUCAGUUUGGCUUAUUAGACGAGAUGUGA
This is a messenger RNA of Chironomus riparius, 1302 nucleotides long. NCBI's taxonomy places the organism in Eukaryota, Metazoa, Arthropoda, Insecta, Diptera, Chironomidae. The record is from the annotation of a GenBank genome assembly.